This is a messenger RNA of Drosophila erecta, 3837 nucleotides long. Its product is annotated as G1/S-specific cyclin-E. NCBI's taxonomy places the organism in Eukaryota, Metazoa, Arthropoda, Insecta, Diptera, Drosophilidae. Gene Ontology annotation, cellular component: cytoplasm; centrosome; nucleus. Gene Ontology annotation, biological process: regulation of cyclin-dependent protein serine/threonine kinase activity; G1/S transition of mitotic cell cycle. The record is from RefSeq and is a predicted model, not a curated record. The transcript has 6 exons. The coding region runs from base 608 to 2734 and encodes 708 amino acids. Gene Ontology annotation, molecular function: cyclin-dependent protein serine/threonine kinase regulator activity.
CGCCGCCACCGCCAAACUCUCUUUGCGCCGUGUGGCCAGAUGAUUGCGUUCUUCAGUGUGCGGCUAUUUGCUCUUUCUGCGCCGAGUUGAAAUAUCCGAUCGCCGCCGCUUUUCGCUCUUUUCAUUGUGCCAGUUUCUUCAUUGUGCGGCUAUUUGCUCUUUCUGCGACCAGUAGAUUUGCCACUUUGUCGAUCAUUGUGCCAGUUUUUGUCGUUUGAAAUUGUGGCCAACGGAGAUCCCAUCGAAUUGGCCUUGACUGGCGUGGGGUUGAGCUGGCCGUGAAAAAGAUCCCAGAACCACGAGAAUACGACCCCUAAAAAGGUGACAAAAAGGAGGUGAAACUGCCUUGCUGGCUGCCGUGCACUGGUGUGUGUGCGUGCGCGUGUGUGUGUUGUGUGUGCGGCGAUUGUGUGUGCAAUUUUUUCAUCAUCACUCCAGCCCGCGUGUGUUUUUCAGUGUGCAAUCCAUCCGAGAAUUUGCCCAAAUCCUGCCCACCAGCAGUUCAUUUUAAAUUAUUCCGUCUUUUCAAAACAUUUCUGCUUUUGACGAGCAGCCUUAAAAAGAUUCAGGAUCAAGUACCUUGACGGCUUCUCAAGGCCGUACAAUUAUGGGUUUAAAUGCCAAGAGUGCUUGUUCUACCAGCAGCACUGAGCCAAAUGGCAGCGUAGUCAGCAUAGCCCCCAGCAACGGAGAAGUCAGCAGCAGCAUUGUCGUCGUCGUCAGCAGCAGCAGUAGCAACAGCAGCAGCAGCCCAAUCCCAAUCCCAAGUCUAAAUCCAAAUCCAAAUCCAGUCGCAGCACCAUCCCCUUCAGCGUCCCAGCCACCAGGAUCCUCAGCAGCCUCCAGAGCCGUCGAGAUGUGCUCCUGUGAUAGCCAGAACCUUGCAGCAUCCACAGCGGCGACUUCCAAUGGCAACAAACGUAAACGGCGUUUAAGCAGCGACUCAAACGAUGAUGCCAAGGACCCUGAACUCGGUUUUGAGCCUCCAUCAGCCAAGCGCCAGCAGCGAGUGCCCGCUCUGUACGGCAGCGACCAGGGCAAUCUUUCAUCGGUGGCCUCCUCGGUCUACACCUCGCCCGUUGUCUCGGUGGAUGGCCAGAGCACCCAGGAGCUGCUCAGCAUACGUAGCUCACCGGCCGAGGAGCUCCUGGAGGCGCCACACAGUCCGCUGCCGGACAGCCCGGACAGUCCGCCGAGUCCGGAUCGUGGAAGCAAGCAGACGCCAGUGGUGGUGCGCUACGCUGUGGAGAAGGUGGUGACCACCACAACGGUGGUCACGCAGAAGACGGAGGAUGAUGACCUUUUGGACGAUAGCUGCGAGGACUACUCGUACGACGAGGAUGAGGAGGAUGAUGUCGAGGAGGAGGACGACGACGAGGAGAUCUACUCCUCGACAAUUUCUCCAGCCUCCUCCGGCUGCAGUCAGCAGCAGGCGGUGAAUGGCGAGCGUACUCCCGGUCUGCCAAAUCACCAGGAGCAGAUCCACAAUCCGGUCAGUGACUUGAUGAUCAAUAUGCGGGCACCAAUGUCGCCGGCGGUGGAGAACGGUCUGCGCCUGUGCCCACUUCCUGCGCUCACAUGGGCCAACGCCGCGGAUGUUUGGCGCUUGAUGUGUCAUCGGGAUGAGCAGGACUCGCGUCUGCGCAGCAUAUCGAUGCUGGAACAGCAUCCCGGACUGCAACCACGCAUGCGCGCCAUCCUCUUGGACUGGUUGAUCGAGGUCUGUGAGGUUUACAAGCUGCAUCGGGAGACCUUCUACUUGGCCGUCGAUUACCUGGAUCGCUAUUUGCAUGUGGCGCACAAGGUGCAGAAGACACACUUGCAGUUGAUCGGCAUCACCUGCCUGUUUGUGGCCGCCAAGGUAGAGGAGAUUUAUCCGCCAAAGAUCGGGGAGUUUGCUUAUGUGACGGAUGGUGCCUGCACAGAGCGGGACAUCCUUAACCACGAGAAGAUCCUGCUGCAGGCCCUCGACUGGGACAUCAGCCCUAUUACCAUUAACGGCUGGCUGGGCGUCUAUAUGCAACUGAAUGUGAGCAACCGCACACCGGCCUCGUUCUCCCAGAUUGGCAGGCAAAAGUCCGCGGAGGCGGACAAUGCCUUUAUCUACCCGCAAUUCUCUGGCUUUGAGUUUGCGCAGACCUCACGGCUGCUAGAUCUGUGCACCCUGGACGUGGGCAUGGCCAACUACUCCUACUCGGUGCUGGCAGCUGCCGCCAUCAGUCAUACAUUUAGUCGGGAGACGGCUCUGCGCUGUUCUGGCCUGGAUUGGCAGGUGAUUCAGCCUUGCGCUCGCUGGAUGGAGCCCUUCUUCCGAGUGAUCUCCCAGAAGGCGCCCUACCUGCAGCUGAACGAGCAGAAUGAGCAGGUCAGCAACAAAUUUGGUCUGGGCUUCAUCUGCCCCAAUAUUGUCACUGACGACUCGCACAUCAUCCAAACGCACUUCACUACCAUGGAUAUGUAUGACGAAGUGCUAAUGGCCCAGGAUGCGGCGCACGCCAUGCGCGCUAGGAUUCAAGCUUCUCCGGCCACCGCGCUGCGCGCUCCCGAGAGCCUACUGACGCCUCCCGCCUCUAGUCACAAACCGGACGAGUACCUGGGCGAUGAGGGCGAUGAGACGGCGGCCAGGAGCGGCAUCUCUUCCACAACCACUUGCUGCAACACUGCCAGCAACAAGGGCGUCAUGAGCAGCAGCAACAGUUCGGUGACCAGCUGCAGCAGUAGAAGCAAUCGCUGAGAGAUUGGCCUCACUGCUCUUGGCCAUCAUGCUCUCACACUCACCACACCCGCCCGAACAGUCUUUACGUUAAGUGUUUCUUAUAUUUAAAUUAUUUUUGUUAAGUGAAAAGUUAUUAGUUGCCUAAUUCCUAUGCUAAAAACAUAUUUAAUUUGAAAUUAUCCACGCGCUCUUGAUUCUCAACUCGCGCUACAAUCAUUUUCCUCGCUCAGUUUAAUAUUUAACUUUGUGUAUUUAUAGAAAAUCAGAAAUAUAAUUUUUAAUGUACACUAUCUAUAAAGCGCUCAAGCAUAUAUAUACACACUUAGAGUAUAGCAGACCAGGCAAAACUAAUUAACCAUUAGACUAUUAUCUGCUGAAAAGAAGCACAACACCGCAACACAGCAUUCAGUGGUGAUGUUCUCACAAACUAAGUUGGGCGCCUCAAAAAUGAAAAACAAAAAAAACUUUGUUCGCAAUCAGACAUGUCCAGCUGUCAGUCAGUUAUCCAUUUCAAUCACCAAGUAGCAACUAACAACACUAAAACUGACAACAGAAGAGGGGCAGCAAAGGCCCAGAGCACAGAACUUGACUAACCAACUAAAUUAGGCAUAUAAGUCGAGGGAAUCUAACUAACCCUACUAAUGCAUUUCAUUCGACCAUUAAUUAAUUAAUACUACUAACAAUGAAUCAACAAACAAGACAAGUCCACAGCUGACAUGGAGUGACAAAGAAAAUGGCAAACUGAAGAAGUAAAGAAUUAUAUAUUCAUGAAUUGAACCCCCAGAACAGACAAUGUAUUCAUAUAUACAUCAUUGUACAAUUUUUUUAAUUAGACUAAUUUGCCAUAAUUUGCUAAGCAAAUAAAUCCUGUACAUAAAACAAAACGCACAAAAAACAAGAAUUAACCCUAACUGAAAACGCAUAUAAUAUAUUAUUAUAUAAGUGUACAAUUCUUUAUAUGGCUUAAAAUAUUUUAUGUACAUUCAAAAGGCAACCAUGCAGAGUAGAAAAAUAUUAUUAUUCGUUAGUUUAGGCAUAAAUAACAUGUAAGUGUUCAUACGAUUAAGGCUGGAUUGAAAACAAAAACAAACAAAAAACAACUAAAAGAAAAGCAAACAAAA